GUCACUGCUUCGGCUUGGCUGCAAACUAGAUAAUUUCAGAAACAUCCCUCGACAACGCGCGGCCUCGUCCUUGUCCCCCCCACCACUCGUCGAACAUUCUUGAACGUCCACUCUACGGCCCCCGGCCUACACCCUUGACAGCCCACAAUCCGGAUCCUACGUAGCAAUAGCAAUGGAUCCACCGCCAGCGACAAUGCCGCCCUUUAACGGCCCCACCAGGAAGCAAAACGUUGCUUGCGACGCUUGCCGCGCAAAGAAGGUCCGAUGCUUGCGUGCAAACACUACCGAACGGUGCGAGCAAUGUGUGGCAAAGGAGCUCGAAUGCACCUCAAACUACAUUGAACAACUACAAAACAAGCCCCGUCGACCACGGCGCUUCAAGAGUGGCGACGACUUCCGCACUCGUUCUGCCGCCGGCGAGAAGCGGUCCGCGCCCGACGAUGACAACAGCCAAGGCAGCCAGCGGGCGUCACCUGUCCUGCAAUCGAGGAGAACGUCGGGCCCUCCCGCCGAGUCAGAGACCAACACCACGAGCUCGACGCGCAACACCCGUGACAUGCUUGGUGUAGACGACGCUAUGGCCAUGCUCGCUUGGAUGAACCCCUCGGCGCCGUCCGUCUACUCGCGCUCGCCCAUUAAGGACGCCGGCGGUGCCCAGGCUGACCUGAUGAGGUAUCUGUUCUCACCGACUGCCGCCUUGCACCACGAGUGGCGGUACAGCGACUUGUCGAGCCUCGAGAUGGUACGAGGUGGCAACUGUGACAUGUGGGAGGAACAGAACGGGGUGGUAUGGGACGAGGCGCCGACAGCAGCUCAUCUGGGUCUCUGGGCCGCUGGCGAGGCAGAGAUGGAAUCCUUGGCGAUCGAGCUCAUCGACUCCUUCUUCGCAAUCAUCAAUUCUCGCUUGCCACUUCUUGACCCGCAGUCGUUCAUGUCGCGGUUCACAAGCCCUAUGACCGACCCCGGAGGUCCGCUUCCUCAUCCAUUGCUAGCCGUGGUGCUGGCGUUCGGAGCGAAAUUCGCUGAAAACGCUCACAUCACAUCGGAUCGCGACGAGACCAGUGCGCGCGAUCCCGAAGGCGUGACCGGUCGCACACGUAGCCGAAUGGUGCAGCUUCUCGCCAUCCGUGCUCGCGAGGUUGCCGAGGUUGGUAAGGUCUGGCGGGUUCCGACCGUGGCCAACACCCAGACCCUGAUCCUGAUGGAGUCGUUGAUGUGCCAGGCGCCUUUGUUGAAGAGAAAAUACCAGGCAUGCCAUCUGGCCGCCGCGUCCCGUCACCUAAGCCAGGUGAUGGACUCGCCUCUAGACCACACCUUUAAUUACGCCUACAAGGACGAAAGAAUGAGGGUGCAACUCGCCCUCUUCAUCAUCACUGGGUUCGAAUCAGUGUUCCACCGACUUCGCUCCGAAGUUUUCGAUUACAUUGUUGACCUCACGCCUCUCAUUAUGAGCGGCGAAGGAGCUGCCGGGGGUUCUUCGUACACCGCUUCCGACGACGACGCUUGGCUGACCGCCGCUCGGGCCGGGGCGGUAGUGUGCCGCAAGCUAUCGGCAGACCUCUGGCACCCUCGCAUUUCCGCCAACGGGAUCCCUCUAUCUGUUCUCCGUGAUUUUGUCCAUGAACACUCGUCAUGGAGGGACGCCUACCUCGCCCGACUCGGAGUGCCACUCCAGUGGCCAGACUCGUGGGACUUUGUGGCUGCCAUCAAGGCCUGCUCCACCGACAUCUUUUACCACGAGUUGUGGCUCGUAGCCGAGCGAGCCGUGCGCGACUUUGGGAUCCAGGGCGGCAGUGACGAGAGCUCACACGGCAUGAUGAACCUCGAGGUGUCUCAAAUGCGUGAGCGCCUCAAGCACGAAGCCCUGCACAGCGCCAUGCGGAUAGCCGCCCUGUCUGCGGUGCUCCUCGAGCACGGCUACCUUCGACUUGACCCACUGGUCCUCUAUCGUCCCAUGUAUGACGCCGGUAUGUUCCUCGCCCGCCAAGGCCGCGAGGAGAGCCGCGCAUUGGUGGCUGGUUUGAGGCAGUACGCCGGGCCGUACCCUCAAAUGUGGGACUUGGCACUCGAGAUUGAGGCUGUGCUGCUCGAGUCGGCGGGCGGCGCCGGCUCGGCGUUUCCCUUGCAGGCGGCGUCGGCGCAAGAGGUGACCAACGUGCUCAACGGACAUCAGCCGUCGGUGCUGGUGUAAGUUUGGUUGGUUUGCGACGCGCCGCGAUGCCGGACUCGGCGAGGCGCCACAUGUAGCUACGGGAUUAAUUGUAUAAAAUAGGGUGUAAAUAAAAGGCCCGCUGGUGCGAAGGCCAGUGCGAGGCAACCGGCGACAUUUUCAGCCGCGAGAUGUAGU
Molecule: messenger RNA, 2347 nt
Organism: Vanrija pseudolonga
Lineage: Eukaryota; Fungi; Basidiomycota; Tremellomycetes; Trichosporonales; Trichosporonaceae
Exons: 10
Coding region: 173-2191 (672 amino acids)
Biological process (GO): regulation of DNA-templated transcription
Molecular function (GO): zinc ion binding; DNA-binding transcription factor activity, RNA polymerase II-specific
Source: RefSeq, a predicted model, not a curated record